GAUAUAAACAUAUUUAAUGGCUCUUACUUUUUGAUUCUUUGUUCCCUCUUUUCAUUCUAGGAAAUGUCCUUUCUUACUCUCCUGACCUACCUCUACUGAUGUUCAGAACAUACUCUUUUCACGACAUCUUCUUUAAUCUGUAAUCGUUUAUUUUCUCCAUGAUGAUUCACUUAGCGGUUUUGUAUCUGUCAUCCAAGCCACCAUUUUUCCUCAGCAUUUUUUUCAAGAGAAGGAUAAUUGGCACCUUUUCCUGCUAAAGACGUUGUAUGUCUAGUUUCUGGUCCCAUUCUGGACAUUUUAAUUGUUUUUCUUUCAAUUUCUAACUAGACAUUUCCUCUUAAUCUUGAAUUGAAGAAAAGCCCAAAUCGAGUUAGACCACAGACUGGACCCUGCUCAGCUUCCUUGGUAGUUUUAUAUUUUCUCAAAAUGUGGUCAACGUUUUUUGUGACUGACGAGGAGGGCCGCACUGUAGGCCCAGGGACCCCCGGAGUGGCCGGCGGGCCUGUACCAGGAGGACCAGCCCAGGGUGCAGGGGGUCUGGCCGGCCUGAUGAGUGGACGCAGUACAUUUGGUGGGAACAAGCGCCGCAGGACAACAUCAACAGGACAUGCCAUGAGUGAGGCCCAGGAGGGAAAGAUCAAAUUAGCAUUCUUUGUCGCCAUUGUUGGUGUAGUCCUGACAGUCCUCGGGGUCGGGACUGAGUUCUGGGUGGAGCUGGCACCACCGAAGAGUUUCGAUAACAAUCAGACUUGUCUGACAGCCCACUAUGGCCUGUGGAAGGGCUGCACCAAGACCCUGUGGGUGUCUGAUAUUGACCCAGAGAGAGAGAGCUGCGGACCUGCUGAACUGGCUGGAGAAUCGAACUGCACGUACUUCAAGUUUUAUACCACAGGGGAAAAUGCUGUGAUGUUUCAGAAGACGACACAGAAAAAUCUGAAUGUGGCAGCAGCAAUGUUGGCCCUAUUCAGCCUGUUUCUGAUGGUGAUGGGCGCCAUCUGCAUCACUAUGGCUCUCAGUAAGGAGAUCCUGUUUUUCCUUAAACCAGCAUCUGCAUGCUUCAUUCUGUCAGGUGUUCUGGUGCUCCUGUCCCUCCUGGUUUUCCACCAGUCUGUUUUGGCUUUUCUUGCCAGCAAUCACAUAGUUCCUCUCCACCAUGAGCUCUCCUGGUCAGUAUCGUGUAUUGGCUGUGCGGGGGCUGUCCUCAUCGUGGGUGGGAUCCUCUUCCUGCUGUUGGCGUUGCCCUACAGCCCCUGGCAGAAGUGCCUCCCUCACAAGGACAGCAGUAGCUAGUGGACUGGAGGUGAUGGUGCAUUUUAUCUGCCAGUCUUGUAAAGGGAAGGGUGCAGAGAAGUGAGGAGGUUUCCCAGAGAUGUCUUACCAAAGAGAUAGCUUUUUCUGUUGACUUAGAGCAAUUUUGUUAAAAGAGUCGCUGGUUUUUCUAGUGCUUUAGUUACUGCAUUUACCAAAAUAUCCCAUUAUUAAGCUACUAAUUUAGUAAAAAAUAGCUUUAAUUUCUUUCUGUUGCACAACAAGCCAUUCAUUUACAAAGAAUGUGGUGAUCUUAUUGCUCAGAUGUGUGUGGGAAACACUUCUGUAUUGUCUUACUAAAGAUCUUGCAGGGUUUAGAGGCUAUUGUUGUUAGUAAUUCAAAAAUGAUUAAAAAAAAAAGAAAAGAAAAAUUUUCUUCCUUCCAACUUUUUUGUUUUAAUAUUCAUGAUUUUCAUCCCUCUACUUAAACUCACUACUUAUUUAAGAAUUUGCUGAAAAUUAAAAUAUCUGCCACCUUCAGUGCUAACGUUUUUAUGACGCUCGGCACAUAUUAAAAUGCUUUCCAGUUAAUUUCUCUCUUUAUUUAUUAUUCACACAGCUAAUUCACCCAUUAGCUAAUAAGCUUUUAAAAUGACUUUUGUUCUGCGUGUUUACUCCGAGAAAGGUUCUGCUCAUAGAUGCACGAUUGCACAAGCCGAGAGCAUUCAGCAGUUAAAUGUUGUGUUAAUGUCACUCUUGUUUUACCCCGAAUGCAUUUACUGUGGCUACGCUUUGAUAGCUUUCUCAUUUCGUUUUAAAAAGCUGCCUUUCUGCUCAGGUAACGAUGUGACCAUCAUCACAACUGUGUGCUGACUGCCAAUUUGAGAAAGUCAUAAAGUUUAUUUUUAGUGGUGUGUGAAAAAAAAAAAAACCCUGAUUGCCUUUUCUCCCGCAGAGCUGCUUUAUGAUUGCUAUGAUGUUUUUUGUUGAUCCUUUGUGUAUAUUGAGAUUAUUACCUGCGUAACCAUGUAUGAGCCCGUCUUCUUGAAGUUACAAUUAUAUGCAUUUAAUUCAAAACAAAAACACUUUUGCAAAUUUAAAAAGAAAAAGCUGCUAAAUUGUGUGUUUACUAAUUCCAAACUUGUCAGUAAAAUAUAAUUGGUACUGGGACAGGCUGUGUCCCUCUGAAUUGGAUAAGCAGAAGAAAAUAGAUGGUACAUGCUUUUAAAAAUGGUUUUCAGUUUUAUUUUUUAAAUGCCAAAAAGGGAUCAUGUUGCGGGUUAGCCAUGAAGCUUCUGCAGCACUUAGGCGUUCACACUGCAGCGAAAGCGCAUCAAAUCCGAUUUUUUUGACCCUAUGCGACCCAUAUCCG
Molecule: messenger RNA, 2620 nt
Organism: Neolamprologus brichardi
Lineage: Eukaryota; Metazoa; Chordata; Actinopteri; Cichliformes; Cichlidae
Source: RefSeq, a predicted model, not a curated record